CACAGAUUUACGUUACUAUCCGAGGAAUCGUACUCCACCGUUUCGUCCCACUUUCUUCGCCCUAGUCCCCGAGAAUGUGGGUCUCCCCACCGGUAUAUCGCUGCCACUAGGUGAUACUUCGCGACCAUGGGAGAGGGUUUGAGCGGCCUCACCUUGAGUUCCACGGCGCUCGCAAGUGACGAGAUAAGAGUUGUUUAUUAUCACGAACAGACAGUGGCGGUGGUAGAUCUUGGUCCGAGAAAUGUGUUGCACGACUGCAAUAUAAUCGAAGUAUACAAGCCAUCAGAGGCUACCGAAGUUCUACGAAACUUGUCUAUGACUUUACAUCCACAAGUGGUGUCAUUUCAGGAGAUUACAAGACUCAUGCAACAAUGCGAAUUGUUGGAUAGCAUUCGAGUGGAAACCACAUCCGCUCUAUCCACCAACGUACUGAGCAGAGGGACUCGCAUAGCCGCAAGUUCCAUCACUUUGCUCUCCGGCAUUCUGCCGGGAACGAAAUGGUGCGGUACGGGUGACAUAGCUGAGAAUUAUCACGACUUGGGCGACGUACCUUACGUCGACAGAUGCUGUCGUACCCACGAUCUCUGUCCUAUAAAGAUCCGUGCUCAACAGACCCGUUACAAUCUCACGAAUUAUUCCCUGUACACCAAGUCACAUUGUACUUGCGACAAGGCGCUUUAUCAGUGCUUGAAGGCUGCCAACCAUCCAACGGCGAAUCUACUGGGGCAAAUUUAUUUCAAUAUCGUCAAGGUGGAAUGUAUAGAAGACAUACGACACACCAUCUCCUCGGAACCGUUAAGAAAAUUUGUACCUGUGAAGAGAGAGUAUUAGUUGUGAAGGAUAUUAAUUAUAUAUAUGGUCUUUAUAUACAAAUUACACAACACAGCACGCCAUGACGUCGUUCAAAGGCUUACCACACUUUAUGGAAAUUGACAAAAUUAGUCAUUAUAAGUAUUAUUUGAAGGAUACGACAUUUUUUAUACUAUAUUUAUACAGCAUGGGAUUUAUAUAUUGUCUGAUACGCACUUUUCUGAAUUGUAAUUUUAUAGUCACUUUCUUAAAGGAGAUCCCUUACAUUUUGUUUCAUGCACAUUUUCCAAUUGACAAGAUAGCCUGAUCCAAUGACGAUAAGAAAGGUAUAAUGUCUCUUAUAUAUUGACUAGUACUGAGUGACUUGUGAUUGUACAAAUUUCCUGCAACAAUUCACACUGACAUAGGUGGAUUGUUUCCUCUUUUACGUCUCAUAAGAAAAAAAAAAGUAGAAAAGAAUGACAUGUACCUAUUAACCAGAGAGCUUCCUUUCUGAUAUGUAUAUAUUGAUGCGAUAAUAAUGUAUUCAAUAAAAUACACAGAUCUUCCUGUGAAUAUUUUGAAUUCCUCAGAA
Messenger RNA from Odontomachus brunneus, 1384 nucleotides. RefSeq lists its product as uncharacterized. The record is from RefSeq and is a predicted model, not a curated record. The transcript is spliced from 6 exons. Lineage: Eukaryota; Metazoa; Arthropoda; Insecta; Hymenoptera; Formicidae. The coding region runs from base 127 to 831 and encodes 234 amino acids. Gene Ontology annotation, biological process: phospholipid metabolic process; arachidonate secretion.